Molecule: messenger RNA, 3984 nt
Organism: Musa acuminata AAA Group (dessert banana)
Lineage: Eukaryota; Viridiplantae; Streptophyta; Magnoliopsida; Zingiberales; Musaceae
Product: peroxidase 56-like
Exons: 6
Coding region: 2810-3889 (359 amino acids)
Biological process (GO): response to oxidative stress; hydrogen peroxide catabolic process
Cellular component (GO): plasmodesma; plant-type cell wall
Molecular function (GO): peroxidase activity; heme binding
Source: RefSeq, a predicted model, not a curated record
GCAAGAAAAACAGUUCGAAAAAAAAAAAUCUUCAAAAAGGAGGGGUGAGUUCUAAAGAAAUCUGAAGCUAAGGGAAGACAAAUGGUUUCGAUUUGUUCGCCUUUGUCUCCCAAUCUUGUGGCAAAUUCCAUCUCGGUCGAAGCUCCUCGGAGUAGAGGCCGAUUGCUUACGUCCAGAGAAUAUGGUGUUCUUCUCCAAUUUUGCAUCGACUCCAAGUCACUGGAACGCGGGAAGAUGCUGCAUUCUCGUAUUCGGAAAGACGGGUUCGAGAGAAACCGAGAUUUGCUACCGAGGCUCAUUAAGCUUUACUCCGUCUGCGGCCGGAUUGACGACGCGAAGAAGCUGUUCGAUAGAAUGUCGAAGAGAAAUUCCGACGUGUUCUUGUGGACCUCGAUGAUUUGUGCGUAUGCCAAGAAUGGAAGUAUGAUGAGAUGUUUUGAGCUUUUCGUGCAAAUGCUCGAGCGUAGGGUGCGACCUGAUUCGUACACAUUUUCGGGAUUGAUGAAGGCUUCUGCUGAAUUUGGCUUCCUCGAAUUGACUCUGCAAUUGCAUUCGAUGGUAGUUAGGUGUGGCUGUGGUGGGUGUUUGUCCGUAGCGAAUUCACUCAUUCAUGCUUACGGGUCCUUUGGAGUUGUUCACGAAGCACGCAAGUUGUUUGAUAGAAUGGUUGUUCGAGAUGUUGCUUCUUGGUCUGCCAUGAUCCAGGCAUGUUCUUCCAUGGGAAGCUAUGCUGACUCGAUGGCAUUGUUCUCGAGAAUGCAGCUUGGGGACAGCCUCAAACCGAAUGAGCUUACUGUUGUUGCACUGUUGCCUGCGUGUGGUUUCUUUUCUUCCUUGAGAAAAGGGAAAGCUGUUCAUGCUUAUGUCAUUAGGAAUGGAUAUGAAUCUAAUCUGAUCGUUGGCUCUGCUCUGGUAACAAUGUACUCCCGGUGUGGGGAUCCUGAUGUUGCUUAUUCGAUCUUUACUAGCUUUUACCAAAAGAAUCUUGUCUUAUGGACUUCAAUGAUUGAAGGUUUUGCAUUAAAUGGAAAGUAUGAUAUUGCUCUGAAUUUGUUCAAGAAAAUGCAAGACCAAGGGUUUCACCCAAAUUAUGUAACUUUAGUUGUGAUCCUGUCUGCAUGCAGCCAUGCUGGCUUCGUUGAUGAAGGUUUGCAAAUAUUUGAGACCAUGCAGGAGAAGUUUGGUGUGAAGGCUGGGGUUGAACAUUAUGCAUGUGUGGUGGAUAUGUUGGGGAGGGGAGGAAGACUAGAUGAUGCUGAAAAGUUCAUAGAGAAUAUGGGCACGAGAUCAAGUGGGAGUAUGCUUGGAUCAUUGCUUGGAGCAUGUCAGGUUCAUCGUAAUGUGGAGAUUGGUGAGAGAAUGGCCUACAGGCUUUUUGAACUUGAGCCUCAUAAUGCUGCUAACUAUGUAAUCCUUUCCAAUGUAUAUGCUGCGGUUGGACAAUGGCACAAUGUUGGAAGAGUGAGACAAAUGAUGAUCACCAAAGGGUUAUUGAAAGAUUCUGGAUGUAGUUGGAUUGAGCUUAAAGACACAGUUUAUGUGUUUGGGGCGCAUGAUAGAUCACAUUGGGAGUCUGACAAGAUCUACAAAGUGCUGGAGGAAUUAAGUGAGGAGAUAGGCAGGGUAGGAUACAUGCCAGCCACAGAACAUGUGUUGCUUGAUGUGGAAGAGAAUGAAAAGAAUAAGUUGCUCUGUAGCCAUAGCGAGAGACUUGCAAUUGCUUUUGGGUUGCUGAAAGUGCCUCCGGAAAUGCCAAUAAGGAUUGCCAAGAACCUUCGAGUAUGUGACGAUUGCCAUGAAGCAAUCAAGCUUAUUUCGAGGGUCACUUCAAGGAAAUUUGUUGUCAGGGACACAAAUCGUUUUCAUCACUUUUAUAGGGGAUCUUGUUCUUGUGGAGAUUACUGGUAACACGUUGACAAGGGAAAGAUCAAGAACUACAAUAGGUGCUUUUGUUCUCUUCAAUAAUCAGUUAUAAGACUCUGUUGAGGUCUAUAUGUAUCAUAGAGAAGACCACGGAGCAGCAAUAGCAGUUUAAUCUUUGUCUAACUGCAAGCAACUGGGAGCAUGAGUUCGAGACGAUGAUAAAUUUGAACUGUUCAGCAUAAGUCUUUCUGUGACGCGAUGAUUUGCAGGUGGGCCGAACGAUACUUGUUCAUCGUUGGAUGCUGUCUAGAUUGCCAUCAUUUAAAUCAGCACUAAAUUCUUUCGCCAGUAGUAUCAGCUCCAGUAUAAAUUUUUCUAGAGGUGGAAUGGGAGCUUUAAAGAUCAGACAUGGUUUAGAAGUGAAAAUGGAGAAAAGCCUCCUUGCAACAUUAGAUUUGGGUCAGAAUCCAAAGACUCCGCCAGCACAUAGGCACCAUGUCCAGUACGUGCCCUCCACUUGCAACAUUAGAUUUGGUGUAUUUAUGAUUAUAUUUAAUAUUUUUAAUUAAGUAUGUUGCUCAAUUGAGGGUCCCACCUGUCCAGAUUAUGCCAAAUCUGGAAAUGUUAGGAAGCUUAAAAUAGCCAACUUCAAUACAUUAUCACUUGACCUUUUAUCCUUGUCUAUAUGUGACUAAUGUUUACUUUAUCUGUAUUACAUCUUAUAUAUAUUUAUAUUUAUGAAUUAAAAUAGCCAAAGGUGGAUUUCUUUGCUAUCUCGACUGCUAUCUAAAUCUCCAAAAGACAUGCCGCAUAUGCAGCAGUGAGUUGCUGCAGCAAGUCAUGUCAUGUCGGUGGCCGUUAGACCUUUGGCAAGAAGUAGUGAGAGAGUGAGAGACAGAGAGAGAGAGAGAGAGAGAGAAGAAAUCAGUAGAUCACCAGCCUUGCCAUGACCACCUCAGUCGAGCAUCAGUAUAAAGAGAUGACUGUUGAUACAGCUUCUUCUGCACCACCCAAGAUGGCUGGGAAUCCUGUUGCAGGCUUCUUAUUUCAAGUAGCAAUGUUGAGCUCCCUUCUAUGCUCAAGCAAUGGCCAUGGCCUCAAGAUGGGGUUCUACAAGCAGUCCUGCCCUCAAGCCGAGACGAUCGUUCGCACAACAGUGGACAGCUUCUUCUCCCUCGACCCGACUGUGUCCGCUCCACUCCUCAGGCUGCACUUCCAUGAUUGUUUCGUGAGGGGAUGCGAUGGAUCGGUGCUGCUGAACUCCACCAGGAAGAACUUGGCGGAGAAGGACGCGAAGCCAAACCUAACACUCGAUGGCUUCUACGUGAUCGAUGCGGCCAAAGCAGCAUUAGAGGAAUCAUGCCCUGCCACGGUCUCCUGUGCAGAUAUCCUCGCCCUUGCAGCCAGAGAUGCAGUGUCCUUGGCUGCAGGUCUCGGGAAGGGGAUCGCCAUGACGAAUCAAAGCCUUUAUCAGGUCGAGACCGGACGAAGAGACGGGUUUGUAUCGAGAGCCUCCGAGGCAGAAGCUCAUCUGCCAUCUUCUUAUGCCAAUAUCUCUGCGCUCAAGGCAAAUUUUGGUUCCAAGAGACUCACCGCCCGAGACCUGGCAGUCUUAUCAGGAGCUCAUGCCAUAGGGAACUCGCAUUGCUUCUCGUUCGACAAGAGGCUGAAGCGCUACCAUGGAAAAGGAGGGAUCGACCCGAGCUUGGAUCCACACUAUGCCAUCAAGCUGAUAAGCAAAUGCAGGCCGGGCAACGGCACGACCACCGAGAUGGUGCCUGGAAGCUCGACGACGUUCGACACCAAGUACUACGAGCUGGUGGCCAAGAGAAGGGGGCUGUUCCACUCCGACGCUUCUCUGCUCCAUGACAAGGUGACCAGAGACUACGUCUUCUCCAGGCUCAAGUCACCUGAGUCCAGUUUCUUUGCUGAUUUCGGAUCAGCCAUGGUGAAGAUGGGGAAGGUUGGAGUGCUCACAGACAAAGCAGGGGAGAUCAGGAAGAACUGUGCUCUGGUCAACCGCUAGUAGGAGCUUUGAAAUUGUUGCGGUUGUGUUGCGUCUUUCUUGCAUUCAGGAUUUUGUUGCUCUGUGGAGGUUAAUAUAUGCUAUUUGGUGUCAAA